AUGGCAUCGUCUGUUGUUUAUCGACGAAAGUGUGCCAUAAUCAUUGGUAUCAAUAAAUAUCGACGUGAUCCAUUACAGUACUGUAUUAAUGACGCUGAAGAUUUAAGUACAAUUCUUCGAUCUAUCAAUUUCGACAUAACUUUAGAAUUGAACUGCGAUUUAAAUCAUUUCUACAGGAUAAUGGAUAGAUUUGCUGAUACAGUUCAAUAUGAUGAUUUAGUAUUAUUUUAUUUUGCUAGUCAUGGUAAACAAUCGGAAAUGAAAAUUAUUUAUUACUAUCAGAUUAUGAUUAUAAUUUUCGAAGUCAUGAAUGUGACUCCAUUACGAAACAUGCCAUUAAUGUACAGUAUAUCAUGAAGAAGGCUGUGGGUGAGUGGGGGUGUGGAUGGGUGUCGAUUUCGGUGUGAGUGUGAAUCUUCAGUUCGACCACACCCACCCACACACCCACACCCAUACCCACACCAGGGCUCGAAACGGGCCACUCGGCCCGGUGACUCGGUCCGGCUUGGCCCGAGAAGGUCUUUAUUCCGGACCGUGCGGGCCUCCUCAACGAAGACCAGUGGAUCGGGCGGGCUUCAAAUUCUUCCGGGUCGUCCAGCCCGAACUUUAUUUCUGUUUUGCAAGGGAAAUUUCUCACACAAGACAAAAAAAAAUGAUUCUAGUCGACUUCUUCCUAGCUAAAGAUCGAUUAAGGUGGAAUUAUCAUCAUUUAAUCAAAAUUAGAGUAACUAGUUAAUUUUCACUUGAUUUAAAUGGUAGUGGUCGUAAAACAGGUUUUUCUCGGGUUUUAAGUUAGGAACUCGAACCGCUGUUUUUUUCGAACUACCUAGCUUAGCAGAUCGUGAUUAUCACACUAGCGUAGACUUUGACACGUAUAGCAGGCGUUAAGAUGGACACCAAUUAAUACUGACUUGUGUAAGAAAAAAUAUCGAUAAAUUAGAUUAGAAUUAAUUUUUUUAUGAACAAGUGUCAAUUAAAAAGACACCAUUUGGAUCCAGUCAGAAUCUGAUUUGUCAGGUUCAAGAAUAGAUAUCAUUUGAUUUUAAUCAUUCUUGAUCAGUUUCUAAAAACCAAUUUCAAUCAAUAGGACUUUAUUAUUCGACUAAAAAUCGAUUUAAAAUAGUAAAAUCAAAUGAAAUCUAUUUUUCAUAUUGAAAAAUUUAUUUUCAGUAAGAAUUAAGUGGCAUCGUUUUAAUCGAUUUUUAACAAAAAAAAAAUAAUCGGUUUAUUUAAGUUUUUCAUUGACAUUUUUCUACAUGGGUUGUACAUCUCAGAAUUGUUAACGAUCAAGAAGCUUCACCAUGUGAACGCUUUGGAAAUUUCAUUUAGGCAAUAAAUGAAAACAAAGUAUUUAUUCAGUAUGAUAACACAUCAUUCACAGAUAAAAUGGACUGAACUAUUAAUUGUAUUAAGCCACAUAAACAGUAUUUAAGUGGAACAGUUUUAGCUCUAUACUAAAAUUAGCAGAGAAAGUAGAAAUAUCAACCCAUGUGACUCAUUGAAUUUGACCAGUUGGUGUUUCACUUCUGUGAGAUUCGUGCUAAUAAAUAAUAGUAUUCCAGAAGUUGAAGUGUCGACGGAUUCAUCUUACUCUAUUGAUUCAGUAAGUAAUUCGACUUAUCUACCAGGCUUUUUUGAAGACUUAGAAUUGUCUAACCUUAUUCAAGUCGUGAUCAUCAUGAUCAUAAGUAACGUUAUUAUAAUGAUUUGAAAAAUUACAACAGUGUAGGGAUGAUCAAUUUUGCAUUUAUAAAAACUUAAUAAGUCCAAAAAUUAAUUUUUAAAAAUCUAAAUCUAAAAUAAAUUUAAGUUUUCAGGUAUGAGAGUUUAAAUUUAUUUUAAAUGUAAAUUUGUAAAUUUACAUUUAAAAUUAGUUUAAGUUCUGACAUCCAAAAAGUUAAAUUUAUUUUAAAUUUAACUUAUUGAAAUUCAUAUAAAUAAAUCAAAUUUAAAAUUUAUUUAACUCUUCAACGUUCAAAUCUAUACUUCAUUUAAAAUUCAACAAGUUUAAAAUUAAAAUAAAUCAAGGAGAAAUAACCAUCUCUAAAUCCAGUGAUAUUGGGUUCCGUCAUGUGAAAAC
Rotaria sp. Silwood1 is the source of this 2080-nucleotide messenger RNA. The record is from the annotation of a GenBank genome assembly. Lineage: Eukaryota; Metazoa; Rotifera; Eurotatoria; Philodinida; Philodinidae.